AUUGGGCACUUCGAGACACUUCGCCAUUUGCUAAUACGGACCAACAGUACUCAACAAUCCGGGAUGGCAUUGGCAGGUCGCUGUGCUGUGAGCCUGUGUUUGACCUUUCUUUUCCGACCUCCUCCAGCACCAUGAUUCUAUCCAGAUUCACCUCCUUGACAUCCUCUUUCCCGAAAUACUUCCGCUCUCUCGCGACCGUACAAAGUGGUUCAAAAAGUCCAACAGCGGUUGUUAUGCUCAAUAUGGGCGGCCCAUCAACCGUAUGCUACCUUUCUUGACUCUGUUCAUUUUUAUUUCAAUCGAGUUCCAGGUCGAGGAAACGCACAAUUUUCUCCUUAAUCUCUUCUCCGACGGAGACUUGAUUCCAUUGCCAUUUCAAAGAUACCUUGCGCCUAUCAUAGCUAAGAGAAGGACACCAAAAAUAGAGAAGCAAUAUGCCGAGAUUGGAGGAGGUUCUCCGAUUCUUCGAUACACCCAAAUUCAGGGGGAGGGCAUGGUCAAGUUACUCGACGAACUCCAUCCAGAAACAGCACCACACAAACCCUACGUGGCAUUUCGUUAUGCACGCCCUCUCACCGAGGAGACUGCGCGUCAAAUGAAGGCCGAUGGCGUUAAGCGUGCGAUUGCCUUUACCCAGUAUCCUCAAUAUAGCUGCAGCACUACAGGCAGCAGUCUGAAUGAAUUGUACAGGAGAGGCAGAGCGGGAGAGUUUGGUGAUGUUGAAUGGAGCGUGAUUGACCGUUGGGGAACGCAUCCGGGAUUCAUUGAGGCUGUGGCUCAGAAUAUCGAAGCCUCUCUCGCUAAAUAUCCUCCUUCCGAAAGAUCAGAAGUUGUUCUUUUAUUUUCUGCCCAUUCCUUACCUAUGUCCGUGGUGAACCGCGGGGAUCCCUAUGUUCUUGAGGUUUCGGCGUCAGUAUCCACAGUCAUGGAUCGCUUAGGACAUUCAAAUCCAUACCGGCUUGUCUGGCAAUCACAAGUCGGUCCUUCCGCAUGGAUGGGUAUGCAAACAGGAGAAGCUUUGAAAGGUUUAGCUCGGUUAGGGAGAAAGAAGGUUAUUCUCGUACCCAUCGCCUUCACUAGCGACCAUAUCGAGACGUUGUAUGAGCUUGAUUUAGAGUACGCAGAAGAGGCGCGAGAACUUGGGAUACGAAUUGAGCGAUCAGAGUCUUUAAAUGAUUCUCCGGUCUUCAUACGAGCCCUUGCAGAUAUCGCCGCCGAGCAUCUUAACCAGAAAAAAGUGGGACCGACGAGCUUGCAGCUUGGACUUCGGUGUCCUGGAUGUACGAAUGCAACAUGCGGACAACAAAAAGCAUGGUUCGGAAAUGGAGGACGGGCGUGAUUGGAUGGUUUACAGGUUCAGGGUCUCAGUAUAUCCAGAUAUGUAAUUGGGAAAUUAGAAUUAGCCAUCGUUAAUACGCGUGGAUUCCUUUUUUCUUACACAACGGCC
Messenger RNA from Marasmius oreades (fairy-ring Marasmius), 1447 nucleotides. RefSeq lists its product as uncharacterized. Gene Ontology annotation, biological process: heme biosynthetic process. NCBI's taxonomy places the organism in Eukaryota, Fungi, Basidiomycota, Agaricomycetes, Agaricales, Marasmiaceae. The transcript is spliced from 5 exons. Gene Ontology annotation, molecular function: protoporphyrin ferrochelatase activity. Bases 263 to 1339 code for a protein of 358 amino acids. The record is from RefSeq and is a predicted model, not a curated record.